AGCCAAUAAAGGGCACAGAGGCUAACGUCGAGCUGAAAGAUGUGCGCAUAACUGAACACCUAAUGGAGGUGCGGGAGGUGUGCGCCCACCUUAAGACAGACGUGGAAAAUGGGUUAACUGAAAAAGAGGCGGCUUUCCGACUGGAGAGGGACGGACCCAAUGCGUUCACACCACCCAAACAGACCGCCUGGUGGAUACUGUACUUGCGUGAAAUGACCGGGGGUUUUGCCCUCCUGCUUUGGUUUGCUAGUAUAGCUAGUUUCAUAGCGUUUGGUCUCAACCACGAGCAACAAGAUAUGUAUUUAGGAAUCGUGCUGGUAUUAACAGUAGUUCUAACUGGUACAUUUUCAUACUACCAAGCCGCCAGCAGUAGCAAAGUGUUCAAAUCGUUUAAAAACAUGACACCACCGCAAACAACAGUCAUUCGUGAGGGUAAAAAACGGUUCAUACCGGCCGACCAGGUAGUGGUCGGCGAUCUACUAGUGGUCAAAUCGGGCGAUCGGGUGCCCGCAGACAUUCGCAUCGUUAAAGCCGAGUCAAUGAAAGUUGACAACUCGUCCCUAACGGGCGAAUCAGACCCGUUGUCCCGGAACCCAGACGUGGGCCACCAAUCAGCGCUCGAGGCGCGCAAUCUGGCCUUUUUCUCGACCAAUUGCGUGGACGGGUCGGGUGUAGGGAUAGCGGUGGCCACCGGCGACAGGACAGUGAUGGGAGAUAUUGCGAGACUAGUGUCGGGUAUUAAAAAUGAUAAGACACCCAUAGCGAAGGAGAUUGAUCGGUUUGUCAAAAUUAUCACCGUGAUCGCCGUGGGCUCGGGUGUGAUAUUUUUUGGCAUAUCUAUGGGGUUCGGGUCCACGUUCUUCGAGGCCUUCAUCUUCAUGAUCGGCAUUACCGUCGGUAAUGUGCCCGAAGGUCUACUGCCGGCGCUGACAGUGGCGCUAACACUAACCGCCAAACGUAUGGCAUCGAAAAAUUGCCUGGUCAAACACCUGGAAGCUGUCGAGACCCUGGGCUCUACCUCGACCAUAUGCACGGACAAAACCGGUACCCUAACGCAAAACCGUAUGACCGUGGAACAUUGUUGGCUGGGCUACGGUAUCAACCGGGUCAGUCACGACAGGGCCGAAGUGGAGCAACAAAUGCAGCCCCGAUUGGCCAACAAUUGGGCCGCGUAUAAGAGAUGUGCCAUUCUGUGCUCCCGGAGCGAGUUUUCCGACGAUAACCCGGACAUUAUGAAGCGGGUGUGCAAUGGGGACGCCUCGGAGACGGCGAUAUUACGGUUCAUGGAGUCAGUGGCCGGACCGGUGAUGGACUACCGGUCGCGCUACCCGAAAGUCGCGGAGAAACCCUUCAGCUCGACCUACAAAUACCAGUACUCUAUCCAUAGGAAUGCCCCGGGAAUUGACGGUAGCGUCGAUAUUAACGCCAAUGCGGUGCCGUUUCCGGACGACUCCGCGCAUACCGGGGCUGAGGGUAAGGCACACUUUUUUCUGGUCAUGAAGGGCGCUCCGGAGCGUAUUAUCAAGCUUUGUGGCCAACGCCUGGACAGUGAGGGCCAUACUGUGCCCAUCACUAGUGAUUUCAUAGAUACCGAGUUUGAGGAGACGUAUAGGGAGUUGGGAUCGAUGGGUGAGCGCGUGCUGGCCCUAUGCGACCACGAGUUCACUCAGUUUCCGGCCAAUCAUACGUUUAAUGUGGAGGAGGGCGAAGAGUUUGAGCUGGGUGGUUUCCGCUUUUUGGGUUUGGUGGCCAUGAUCGAUCCGCCCAGACCAACCGUACCGGACGCGGUGGCCAAAUGCCGAUCCGCGGGCAUAAAAGUGAUCAUGGUCACCGGCGACCACCCAAUCACGGCUCAGGCAAUCGCUAAAUCGGUGGGUAUAUUCUCAAACUCGCACCGCAAUUCCACAUCAAUAACGGCGCCCACCAUCGACCGAGUUGUGCGCAACACCCGGUCCAUAGUGGUGCCCGGCGACGAGCUGACCACCCUGUCCGACCCGGAGCUCCGGGAAAUACUGGGCGGUUUUGGUGAGAUUGUGUUCGCCCGGACGUCGCCCCAGCAAAAGCUCAGGAUAGUGGAGAACUGUCAGGCGCUCAACCAGAUCGUGGCGGUUACGGGCGACGGUGUGAACGACUCGCCUGCCCUGAAAAAGGCAGACAUAGGCAUAGCUAUGGGCAUAACAGGGUCCGAAGUGUCGAAACAAGCUGCGGAUAUGAUCUUGCUAGAUGACAAUUUUGCCACCAUCGUGGUGGGCGUGGAGGAGGGCCGGCGUAUAUUCGACAACAUGAAAAAGACCGUGUCCUACAUCAUAGCCGGCAGUGUUACCACGCUGUUCCCGUUUCUCAUCUACGUGAUUUUCGGUUUCCCGCAACCCAUCGGCACCAUUACUGUGCUGUUGAUCUGUUUGGGCACCGAUAUGGUGCCCGCGGUCGCCCUGGCUUACGAAAAAGCCGAGGCCGACAUCAUGAGUCUCCCGCCCCGGAACCCGAAAACUGAACGCCUAGUCACCGGCCAGUUGCUGAUGAGGGCCUACUUUCUGGUCGGUGCCAUCUGUACUGCCGCCGGAUUUUUUGGCUACUUUGUGGCGCUAAACUACGAGGGUCUAAAGCCUAAAAUGUUGUAUGGAUUGCGCCAGGACUGGGAGGACAAAAACAAAAACAUCUCGAUAUACGGCCCGAACGAUGACUGGUACAAUGGGCCGCCUACAAAACAAUGUAACAAAGAGUGUAGGGACAAAUUGUUAAUAAUAGCCCAGAGUAGUUAUUUCAUGGCGGUGGUGGUGGCCCAGUGGAUGGACGUGAUCGUUAACAAAACAAGGCGCACGUCUAUUUUUAAACACGGCAUGGGUAACUGGGUACUAAACUGGUCAAUAGUGUUUGAAACGGCGCUGGCCAUACUGUUUUGCUACACACCCGGCGUGAACACGGUAUUGCGUACGGCACCUGUGAUUGGCCAGGUAUGGGUCGCUGGACUGCCAUUCUUUGUCUACAUACUAGUGUUUGAAGAGUUACGAAAAUGGAUUGUACGCAAGUAUCCCAAGUCAUUCCUGGGCAUCGAGUUGUUGUCAUAAGUUGGUCACCAUUGUGUUCCCCC
This is a messenger RNA of Medioppia subpectinata, 3091 nucleotides long. NCBI's taxonomy places the organism in Eukaryota, Metazoa, Arthropoda, Arachnida, Sarcoptiformes, Oppiidae. The record is from the annotation of a GenBank genome assembly.